AUGCAUCCUAAAACCCCUUCGAAUCAGGUGAGUGGAACCACUGCAAGCAAAGAUAAAAACUCUACAUGGACACCUCGUCGAUUGAAUGACACACUGUAUUUCCACUUCAAAGGCUUCUCCACCAUAGAGAAUCUGGAGGAGUACACAGGGCUGAAGUGUCUCUGGCUGGAGUGCAACGGACUGCAGCGCAUCCAGAACCUGCAGGCCCAAACGGACCUACGCUGCCUCUUCCUCCACCAGAACCUCAUACACAAUCUGGAGAACUUAGAACCACUCAGCAAGCUCUGCACCCUCAAUGUCUGCAACAACUACAUACACACCAUCGAAAACAUUGCCUGCCUGCCUGAUCUGGGCACCCUGCAGAUAGCCCAUAAUAAGCUGCAGACAGUGGGAGACGUGGAGCAUCUGAGUCAGUGCCUCUCCCUCAGUGUGCUGGACAUGUCCCACAACCUGCUGGAUGACCCAGACAUCCUCACUGUGCUGGAGAGAAUGCCGGAACUGCGCGUGCUGAACCUGAUGGGAAAUGAAGUGAUAAAGAAAAUCCCAUACUACAGGAAGACUAUGAUCAUACGUCUKAAACAGCUCACGUACCUGGAUGACCGACCUGUGUUCCCAAAGGACAGGGCGUGUGCGGAGGCGUGGGGGACAGCGGGUCCGGAGGGGGAGCGCAGGGAGAGGGAAUCAUGGCAAACACGAGAGAGAAGGAAGAUCCAGGACAGUCUGGACGCCAUGGCAACCAUCAGAGACCAAGCCAUGGAAGAAGAGAUUCUGCUGCGAGAUCUCCCUGACCUGGAGGAUGUGGAUGUUGAAGAUCCAGACAGCAUCUGCAUCUUCUCCUCUCAGCGAGUAUUCCGGCCAAUGAUAGAGAUCGUUUCAGGAGACAACAACGAUGUAGAUCCAAUCAUACAUCAGAGUGGGACAGUGUGGACCACAGAGACCACACCUACCCCAGGUCCAUGCUCAUCUUCACUGUUCAGGGUCUGUGACAAAACGUCAAACAAAUCGCCCACCAAUCACCUAGUAGCAUUGGACCCAGAGGCGGGGGAUGCCCCAGAGCUGGUGAUAUCAGAACCUCAGGGAGAACCCAGACAGAGGCAGAGCCCUGAAGCCAGCAAACCAGGUUGUCUCAUUGAGGAGCUGGACUAA
This is a messenger RNA of Salvelinus sp. IW2-2015, 1146 nucleotides long. The record is from RefSeq and is a predicted model, not a curated record. Lineage: Eukaryota; Metazoa; Chordata; Actinopteri; Salmoniformes; Salmonidae.